AUGCACAACAGUGAACCGAAUCCCCCAGGGGCAACAUUAUCAUCCCCCGAAGCACCAGAACCACCGCCCAGAGCCAUCGACGACGACGUCGCCGAGAUUCCAUCCUGGAGAAAAUGGGUCAUCCUCUUCGUCGUCUGCUGGAUGCCCCUCCCCAUGACAUUCUGGAGCACAGCCAUCAUGCCCGCCACCAUCGAAGUUGCCUCAGAUCUGGACAUACCAGUCACCACGAUCAACACCAUCAACGCCGGUGUUUUUGUCGCACAGGCCCUGUCGGGGCUGAUAUGGUUACCAAUCAGCACAAUUAUCGGUCGGCGCUCGGCGUAUCUUGCUGCGAACAUCGUGCUGUGUCUGUGUGCUGUCGGCGUCGCUGCGGCGCCGAAUUUGCCUGCGUUUGCGACUCUUUGGAUCUUGGGCGGCACUACGGGGCCGUUCUUUCUAGUCGCUGGACAGACCAUCCUAGCUGAUAUUUUCGAUCCGACGGCUCGUGGAACGGCCGUUGGAUUCUUCCUGGGGAGUUGUGUAUCCGCAAACUCAAUUGCGCCUCUCAUUGGUAGCAUCAUUGCGACUUUCACUAGCUGGAGAGUUAUCUACGGUGUCGAGGCUGGAAUGUCUCUGUUUGGGCUGACUCUUUCCUUCUUAUUCAUCCCCCGCGCGAGUGAAGUCGAGAAUCCAAAGCUGGCACAGCCCACACGUCCGCAGACGACGAAAGAAAUUCUUCAAACGUUCAACCCGAAACACGUGUUUUGUCAAUUUGUGUAUCCAAAAGUCAUUCUCGCUAACAUCGCCUGCGGUCUUUUGGGUUUCAACCAAUACGGUCUCCUCAGUUCUGUCCGUCGCGUGAUAAAUCCACGCUUCGAUCUCACAUCUCCCCUAUCGAGUGGUCUAUUCUAUCUAGCCCCCGGUGCAGGAUUUCUCGUCGGGAGUACCGUGGGAGGUAAGAUCUCCGACGUGGUGGUGAAGAGAUACAUGCGAAAGCGCCACGGGCAGAGAAUCCCCGAAGAUAGGCUCAACAGUAGCUUACCGAGUAUUCUCCUCAUCCUACCACUAGGCACGCUACUUUAUGGCUGGAGUGUGCAGAAGAGACUCGGCGGUAUGCCACUACCAGCCAUAAGUGCUUUUGUCGAGGGUUUUGCACUGAUGAGUUCUUUUAGUGGGUUGAACACGUAUGCUGCGGAAGUUCGACCAGCGCAUAGAACGGCGGUCAUCACGGGGAAAUACGUCGUUCAGUAUAGCUUCGGUGCUAUGAGUGUUGGCGGUGUGGUGCCCAUGAUUGAUGGAAUUGGCGUUGGUUGGGCAUUUACUGUUACUACGUCUUUAUCCCUAGUUGCGGGAAUUCUGGUCUUCCUGAUAGCAAGAUGUAGCAAAAGUUGGAAGCAAUAG
This is a messenger RNA of Fusarium sp. VM40, 1380 nucleotides long. The record is from the annotation of a GenBank genome assembly. Lineage: Eukaryota; Fungi; Ascomycota; Sordariomycetes; Hypocreales; Nectriaceae.